Molecule: messenger RNA, 1706 nt
Organism: Cuculus canorus (common cuckoo)
Lineage: Eukaryota; Metazoa; Chordata; Aves; Cuculiformes; Cuculidae
Gene: STX2
Product: syntaxin 2
Exons: 11
Coding region: 111-977 (288 amino acids)
Biological process (GO): exocytosis; synaptic vesicle fusion to presynaptic active zone membrane; intracellular protein transport
Cellular component (GO): presynaptic active zone membrane; SNARE complex; endomembrane system
Molecular function (GO): SNARE binding; SNAP receptor activity
Source: RefSeq, a predicted model, not a curated record
UUGAGGGCGUGGCCGGCGGAAGGAGAACAGCGCGGCGGUGCUGCGGCUUGGUCCGUGCGCUGCCCCGGCCGAGCGAGGGGCGGCGGCCCUCGGCGGGAGCAUCCGCGGGGAUGAAGGACCGGCUGGCGGACCUGGCGGAGCAUAAAGGAAAUGAAGAUGGGGAGACAGUUAUUAUUGAAAAAGACCAUUUUAUGGAUGACUUUUUCCAACAGGUUGAGGAACUUAGAAAUAAUAUAGCAAAAAUAGCAGAAAAUGUGGAAGAAGUGAAGAAGCAGCACAGCAUUAUCUUGUCAGCACCCAAUCCUGAAGGAAGAACAAAGGAAGAACUUGAAGAAUUAAAUGAGGAAAUUAAGAAGAUUGCUAAUAAAGUCCGAGCUAGGUUAAAGGUCAUUGAACAAAGUUUUAAUCAGGGCGAAAAUGCUAGUCGGACAUCAGUGGACCUCAGGAUAAGGAAAACACAGCACUCUGUAUUAGCUCACAAGUUUGUGGAGGUCAUGACGGAAUACAACGAAACCCAAACUCUGUUUCGAGAACGCAGCAAAGGUCGGAUCCAGAGGCAAUUAGAGAUAACUGGGAAGACCACCACUGAUGAGGAACUGGAAGAGAUGUUAGAGAGUGGUAAUCCUUCAAUUUUCACAUCUGAUAUUAUAUCAGACUCUCAAAUAACAAGGCAAGCUCUGAAUGAAAUUGAAUCACGUCACAAGGAUAUUAUGAAACUAGAAUCCAGCAUACGGGAGCUCCAUGAAAUGUUUAUGGACAUGGCGAUGUUUGUUGAGACUCAGGGGGAUAUGAUCAACAACAUAGAAAAGAACGUGAUGAAUGCAUCAGAUUACGUGGAACAUGCAAAAGAAGAGACAAAAAAAGCAGUUAAAUAUCAAAGUAAAGCACGAAGGAAAAUGUGGAUAAUUAUCAUUGUGUUAUUGGUGUUGAUUGUCAUAAUUGGCCUAUUGAUCGGCUUGUCUGUUGGUAUUCGGUGAUGCUUGGAUAACCACAGCAUGCAUGACUUCCUGCCAGUGUGGCAAAAUUGAUGUUCAUAAUUAUAUGUGUAACUGUAUUGCUUCUGAUACUUGGAAUUAUCCUAGCAACAACACUAUGAUAGCAAGCACAUUCCAAGAGUUAUGAACCUUCUGAACCUCCAAAAUACACCUUCAGUAAAACCAGACUUUUUUAAUAAAUGAUGCCUUACACUGCCAUGAUGAUGACCUACUGCUAAUGGUUAAAAGUUAAAACAAAAUCACUGUUAAUGUUUACUCAGAAAUGAAGAUCAGAAUAUGUUAGGAUAUGUAUGGCUUUUCAUCAUAAACUAUACAUUUGUAAGACUGAAACGUGCUCUUAAUUACUUCGAAAUAAAGUAACUUAGGAUUUUUUUUUUUGACAUCAGUGUUACAGACAGUUUAAAUAGGGAGUUGAAAGACUAUUAGAGUUUUGACUGUUUGGCGCUUUUUUUUUUUCCCUAUUGCUAAUAUGAUUCUAAUCACAAUUUUAAUACCUUGCCAGUGCUGCUUUUUUUUAGCACUCUUACAAACAUUUUUAUGGUAUGUAGCCUUGUCUUUUAAGUGUAUUAAUUAUUUAGUCACCUUAACCUAUCUAAGCUUUAUACUUAAAUUUUUUUCUUCAACAAGUGCUAAAAUAUUUUAUCCGGAAAAGACUACUUAUUUAACUGUCUGCUUGUUGCAUUACACUUGAGAAGAAGAAGAAAAGCUUUU